Molecule: messenger RNA, 615 nt
Organism: Pseudoliparis swirei
Lineage: Eukaryota; Metazoa; Chordata; Actinopteri; Perciformes; Liparidae
Gene: taf13
Product: TATA-box binding protein associated factor 13
Exons: 2
Coding region: 89-478 (129 amino acids)
Biological process (GO): transcription by RNA polymerase II
Cellular component (GO): transcription factor TFIID complex
Molecular function (GO): protein heterodimerization activity
Source: RefSeq, a predicted model, not a curated record
GUUCUCUCUGAACUACUUCCGCCGUCGAGGAAACCGAAGAAGAAGAAGCGGAAGUCAACAAAGCUCCGUGUGUCCCUGCGCUGACAGAAUGGCGGAGGAGGAGGACGAGGCCGGGUACGACGAGGAGUUGGACGACGGGUUCGGCGACGGGUCCGGCGACGUGGACGCCGGCGGCCACGGGAAGCGGAAGCGGCUCUUCUCCAAGGAGCUCCGGUGCAUGAUGUACGGCUUCGGGGACGACCAGAACCCGUACACGGAGUCCGUGGACAUCCUGGAGGACCUGGUGAUCGAGUUCAUCACGGAGAUGACCCACAAGGCCAUGUCCAUCGGGCGCCAGGGCCGCGUGCAGGUGGAGGACAUCGUCUUCCUCAUCCGGAAGGACCCCCGGAAGUUCGCCCGAGUCAAAGACCUGCUGACCAUGAACGAGGAGCUGAAGAGAGCCCGCAAAGCCUUCGACGAGGCCAACUACGGCUCAUAACACACCCGCUUGUCUUAUUUACCACUUCUAAUUUGGCUGUUCCCCCCCCCCCCCGUUUUAAAUUGUUAAACUAAAAUGUUAAAUUGCUUUGUUAGUUGUUAUGGUGUCUGUGUCAAUAAAGUCUCAUAUCUGUUCAA